Molecule: messenger RNA, 1134 nt
Organism: Durusdinium trenchii
Lineage: Eukaryota; Dinophyceae; Suessiales; Symbiodiniaceae
Source: the annotation of a GenBank genome assembly
AUGAGCCAUGGAAACGAGAGUUUCAACUACCUGGACUAUGUGGGAACCCAGACUUUGGCCAUGGACAUUGAUCGCUUGCGUCAGGCCUUGGGCGCUGAGAAGCUGAGUUUCAUGGGCCUCAGUUACGGCACGGCAGUGUCAGUAGUUUAUGCCACAGCCUACCCAGAGCAUGUUGGGAAGGUCGUGCUCAACGGAGUCGUAACACCUGGCCCUAUGAAAGAGGACUACUACUCGAGCCAAGUGAUCUCAUCGCAGCAGGCCAUGGCAAAGUAUCUGCAGAUUUGCAAUGAUGAGGGGGAGAAGCAGCAUGUGCCAGAUGACAUGCUUACGAGAUGUGCUUUGCCAACCACCGAUCCGGAGCUCUUUUUCGCAGAUCUGGUGGAGAAGAUCCGAAGGAAUGCCUCCUCGCCAUCGUCGAUGUAUUCCAGAAGCACCCGCACAGGCAAGGCCUUCACUCUCACGCCCCCGAUGCUUUAUCAAUACAUGAACACCGAUAUAACGCUGCCAUCAGCCUCUCCGUGGACCAAAACCCUCGAACUCUUGAACAUGCUGGGUGGCCACAAUGAAUCUGCUGUGACCAGUGCCACAGAAAGCAUUUUUGAUCAAGUGUGCACGAACGACUGGAAGACCUAUGGAUACUGCUUCGACUACAUGGACUAUGUCCACAGCGCACACUCGGAUGGCGGGCUCACCGAGAAUGCGGUCCGUGGCCUGGACUAUGCAGGCGUCUACUCUGCCAAGGGUGGCAAGGGCGUUUUCAACGCCUUGAAGGACCGCUACGGUGCUUCACCGCUCUUCUUCGGGAACAUGAAGGCAGGCUAUGGGCUGAUGUCCUGGGCUCCCUUGCCCACGCCGGCGCAGCUGGGGUCCCGGCCGGGCAUCCGGAUGCUUGUGGUCAACGACCUGUUUGAUCGUUCCACACCUUAUUCCAGUGCAAAGCAGAUGCGCGAGGUGUUUCCCAGUGCUCAUCUCAUGACAUGGCAAGGAACAGGUCAUAUGGUCUCUUACGCCGCAGACAGCUACGACCCAGAGGGUGUCGAGAGCUGCGUGGAAAGGAUCAAUGAUUUCAUCUUGAAUGACGUGAUGCCCCCUGAGGGGUUCACAUGCCACCAGACUCGCAAAUUCACAUGGUGA